UUUCAACCACAACUGAAACUUCUACGGUUGUGCCGACACUCACAGCUACCGUGACUGCUCCAACUUCAAUUGUUACAGAUUCAACUACUGUCACAAGUCCAUCAGUAACAAUAACCACAACAACUCCUGGUGUCACUCCUACAAAUGCUGCUUCUUAUGUGAAAUCUAAUGCUGGUGUUGGUGCAAUUUGUGGUGUUGCAGCAUUAUUUGCUGCUAUUCUUUAA
Messenger RNA from Entrophospora sp. SA101, 224 nucleotides. The record is from the annotation of a GenBank genome assembly. Lineage: Eukaryota; Fungi; Glomeromycota; Glomeromycetes; Entrophosporales; Entrophosporaceae.